AUGUCUUUUAGAAAACGAAGUGAAGUGAUAAACCCUGGAGGGACUAUUCCCAAUAGAAUCCCUAGUAUUCCUGGCAGGGCCCCACCACCAGGAGUUCCAAAUGGUGCUAUGAGAGGUAUACCAGGAAGAACCCUCAAUGCAAAACCUAAAGAAGAAGUGGACUUGAAAUCUAAUCCUGGUAUUAGAUCAUCAAUCAUUACUUCCCAACCUACUAUUUCCACCGGAACUUCUGAUUUAGAUAAAUUAUUAGGUCAUCAAGGAUUGCCUUUAGGGAACUCUCUUCUUUUAGAAGAAAGUGGUACCACAGAUUUCUCAUCAAUCUUAGCAAGGGUAUUUGCGUCUCAAGGUAUAAUGCAUAAUAGAAUAGAUAAAUCAUCAAAUUGUCAUGUUAUAGUGAUUGGAUUGAACUCUUCGUGGUCAAAGGAUUUACCAGGGGUUUACAAAGGUUCCAGUAAAGACAAGAAAAAGGCAGCCAUCAAAGAAAAGGAAUCAGCCAUUAGUGUUUCAAAUUUAUCUCAAUCAUCAUCCACUCGUGAUCAGGAUUUAAGAAUUGCUUGGAGAUAUGGAUUGAACAAAAAGAAUGAAGAUGAAGAUUCAAGCGAAGAAGUUAAUGAAAAUUACACUCAUCAAUUUGAUAUCACUGAAAGAUUAAGACCAGUGCCUGAUAAUCAAGAAAUCACUUUCGUUCAAGUUUCUGAAUAUAAGAAGAUGUUAGCACAAAUCAAUGAUAUCGUCAAAUUACACUUAUCAAAGAACCCCAGCAAAACCAUAAGGAUUUUAGUUCCAAAUUUGUUAAGUCCUUCGAUAUAUCCAUCUACUUUUUCAAAAUCAUCUAUCGUUAUUCCUUUCAUCCAUGGUAUGAGAUCUAUUUUAAAAUCCAAUUCUUCCAAUAUAUCACUAGUUUAUUCUAUUCCAACGGAUUUAUACCCUAAGACAUCCAAUUUAAUAUCCAUAAUCGAACAAUUAUCCGAUUCUGUAUUACAAUUGCAUCCAUUCCAUCAAAAAUUAUCAGAAUUAAUUGAAAAAUCUUAUAAGAACGAACCAUCCAAAGUACAACAUGGAUUUUUGAAUAUCGUCAAAUUACCCAUUCUUUCUGAAAGAGGAAUGAUGACCAUCCAUAAUAAUGAAUAUGCCUUCAAAAAUGGCCGUAAACGAUUCGAAAUCGAACCUUGGGGUAUCCCUGUAGAGGUUGAUGAUGAAAAGCCUAAAGAUGAUCAUGAUCAUUCUCAUCAAUCUUCUAAAAAUAUAGAAUUCUAA
This is a messenger RNA of Yamadazyma jaroonii, 1257 nucleotides long. The record is from the annotation of a GenBank genome assembly. Lineage: Eukaryota; Fungi; Ascomycota; Pichiomycetes; Serinales; Debaryomycetaceae.